AUGAAGGUCUCCACUAUCACAAACAUGCAAUCACGAGCAAAAAUCAAUCCUCUCGGAGGGUCUCUAAAUCUGAAAUAUCCCGCCAUGAUCUGGGCAGACAUUUUAGGUACCCCGGUAAUACGACCAGCUGAUAUAGAGACAACAGCCCUUGGAGCUGCCUAUGCUGCUGGAUUAGCAGUCGGCAUUUGGACAGAAAAUGAGAUAUUUUGUUCAGGCGAAAAGAUGAAAAAAGCGAAAACUUUUCAUCCCAUUUUAGCCGAAGAACUCAGGGAGAAGAGAGUGGCGUCCUGGUGCAAAGCCGUUGAAAGAACUUUUGACCUGGCUGAUCUUUCUCUCUAA
This is a messenger RNA of Fraxinus pennsylvanica, 339 nucleotides long. The record is from the annotation of a GenBank genome assembly. Lineage: Eukaryota; Viridiplantae; Streptophyta; Magnoliopsida; Lamiales; Oleaceae.